This is a messenger RNA of Telopea speciosissima, 363 nucleotides long. Its product is annotated as inorganic pyrophosphatase 2-like. Lineage: Eukaryota; Viridiplantae; Streptophyta; Magnoliopsida; Proteales; Proteaceae. The record is from RefSeq and is a predicted model, not a curated record. Gene Ontology annotation, molecular function: phosphatase activity. The coding region runs from base 1 to 363 and encodes 120 amino acids. The transcript has a single exon.
AUGGAGAGGAUGCAAGCUUCUACAUAUGCAGAGGGGAAGACACAAUUCAUCUGCAUUGGAGAUGGAAAGAGCGAUUACUGCCCAAUUCUGAAGCUUGGCGAAGGAGACAGAGUAAUGCCAAGGAAGCACUUCUCACUCUGGGAGCUGAUUUGCAGUAACCCCUUGCUUAUCAAGCUAGAGGUCCAUGAAUGGAUUGAUGAAGAGGAUCUUGAAAGGGUUCUGCUGCACUUGAUCAACAUGUUCACCAGAGAGGAAAGCAGCAAAACUAACUCGGUACAGUUGAUUCCAGGUGAUUGCAAGCUUGAGACCAUACCGAUCUCUACCCAUGAAGCCUUCCACAAAUCUCUCCAAAUUCCUCUCUAG